AUGACUCUAACCAAGAACCUCGCCGAGGCCGAUCGCAGGGACCUAUCCCUCCCCCCCCGCUGUCGCUGCGCAUCCAAAAAGAGUGUAUCCUUCGCUGAAGACGAUCAAUCUACAAGCAAUGGCCCUCCAGCAGCCUUCCCCCUCUCCCUUCCCACACCCACAGCCCCUCCAAAGGGCAAAGACAAGCGUCAGGCACCUACUGAGGAACAGGCCACCCAGAAGAGGGCUGCUGACGCUCAGAGGCAGGCUGCUACUCAGGCGAUUGGUGCUGCUCAGGAAAGGGUUGCUGCUCAAGAGAAGGCUGCUCGAGAAGCUGGGCAAAUUACCGAAUCAUACCCCGAAAGUAGAGUACGAAUCCUUACCGAAUCAUACCCCUAA
Messenger RNA from Letharia columbiana, 378 nucleotides. RefSeq lists its product as uncharacterized. Bases 1 to 378 code for a protein of 125 amino acids. Lineage: Eukaryota; Fungi; Ascomycota; Lecanoromycetes; Lecanorales; Parmeliaceae. The record is from RefSeq and is a predicted model, not a curated record. The transcript has a single exon.